This is a messenger RNA of Clonostachys rhizophaga, 1254 nucleotides long. Lineage: Eukaryota; Fungi; Ascomycota; Sordariomycetes; Hypocreales; Bionectriaceae. The record is from the annotation of a GenBank genome assembly.
AUGGCACUCACCACCUUUACAAUCUCUGAUGUUCGUAUUUUCACGGGCAAGGAGGUCAUAGAGACCGGCUAUGUGACGGUAAAGGAUGGAAUCAUCUCAGAUGUGUCUCCUGGAUCGCCGCCUUCUGAGAAUGCAGACUUGGUACUCUCCCGGCCUGGCCAUACUGUUAUUCCCGGCUUGAUAGAUGCACAUAUGCAUGCUCAAGGCAACGACCUUGCCUUGACCCAAUCCCUUCAAUUCGGAGUCACGACCGUCCAGGAUAUGCACAACGAAACAGCAAACGUCCACAAAAUGAAAAAGAUUGCGGCAUCCAAGAAGGAUCAAGCUUCCGACUUCAAGGCCGCAGGGGUGGCUGCUACGAUCGAAGGGGGAUGGCCUAUGGCCGUCGUUCUGGCCAUUGAUAAGAGUGAACAGACAGCUGCAGAUGUUGCGAUCUGGCCCAAGCUCAAAUCUCCCGCUGAAGCUGAAGCAUAUGUCGCAUUCAAUCUUUCUCCAGCUGGUGGCGCAGACUUCAUCAAGCUGAUGCAUGAGUCCGGGUCCGCUGUCGGCCAGUCAAUCUCGAAGCCAUCUCUGGAUAUCCAAAAGGCCCUAAUCAAGACCACUCACGAAGCUGGCCGGAUCGCCGUAGCGCACUGCUUCGGUCGUGCUGACACGCUGGAGAUGCUAUCUCUGGGAAUAGACGGGCUAGCCCAUACCUUCAUGGAUGAACCAGUCACUGAAGAAAUCGUCAAUGAAUACAAGAAGUCUGGUGCAUGGUGUAACCCAACUCUAGCACUACUGGGGAGCUUCACCACGGAGGGAGAGGCACUUGCAAAACGAUUUGCCAAGGAUGAGAGGGUGAAGGAGAAGCUAGCAGCCACCGACCAUGACACAAUGUGUCGCUGUAUGAGUUUUGCAACCGCAACCGCUUCAGUGCAGUAUGCGUAUGAAACAGUGCGGCGGUUGAAGGCCGAGGGGGUGCCAAUCAUUGUGGGAUCCGACGCUGUUGGCCCUGGGCUGGGCACUGCAUACGGUGCUACGGUCCAUCAAGAGAUGUAUUUGCUUGUGAAGGAGUGCGGUUUUUCACCGCAAGACGCAAUCCGCUCUGCAACCACGUUGACGGCCAAGGUGUUUGGCUUGAAAGACCGAGGAGAAGUCGCGCAGGGGCUGAAGGCUGAUCUGGUCCUGGUGGAAGGAAAUCCAGUGGACGAUAUCCAUGCUACGCUCAAUAUCAAGAGCGUCUGGCGUGAUGGGAUCUUAGCCAAGGGCUUUUGA